Pocillopora meandrina is the source of this 4500-nucleotide messenger RNA. The record is from the annotation of a GenBank genome assembly. Lineage: Eukaryota; Metazoa; Cnidaria; Anthozoa; Scleractinia; Pocilloporidae.
UUUUUUGACUCUCAAGGAAACAUCAAGCUCUUCAAAAUGAAGCUGUGGUUUGUUACUGCCAUACUUAUCUCCGUUCCUCUUCCAUCCGGUAAGUGAUUUCAUCGCAAAAUGCAUUUUUUUAUCCACAUCCUUUCGAUCGCAGCGAGCAACUGUAAGGCGAAGCCAUCGUCGUAAAUCAUGUUAGAUUCGCCACAAGUACAGUAAAACAGAGAAUAAAAUGAUGUUACACAUCAAUUUAUCGCAAUUGAAAUGGAAACAUCGGAGUCACUAAGAUCGCUUCGAGCCUUCCAACGAAUAGCUUUGAAAAGUUUGUCAAAUCGAAAAACAAUUUCAAAUCCUGGUUUAAUUCAAAGAUCUACAAAUAACUUUCAUGAAAAUCGAACACAGUUUAAAAUCCAAGAAUCUUUCCAAAUUCCAGAAAAUCUACGCAAAUCGAGAAGAAUAUUUUGUCUCCUGACACUUGCGCCAGUAAUCAGCACUUUGUCACGAUACAGCUCUCUGUGUCGCUCUAAGUUGCGCUUGGUCGACUUGGAGUCACUAGGCGAACGGAGUAAACUGUACCAAGUGUCUAUUAAACUAUUUUCAGACUUUGGGGCAUAUUUUUGUCAAACCUAAGGAUCCUGUAACGAAAGAAAAAUGAACCGACGCUAUUUAUUCUAUUCCGUGCAUUGGCUGUGAUAACGAGUAUGUCGGACAGAUCAAACGUCAGUUUGGUACACAUUUGAAAGAGCAUCAAAAAGCUGUCUCCUUUUGCAAAAGAGAAAAUUCAGCUUUGUCGGAGCACAUAUGCCUAAUUAACCAUACAAUUGGGUGGGAUAAGUCUAAAAUUAUUGGUAAUCAGCGUUACCACCUGCGCCUUUGUUUGAAACCUAGCACAUCAACUCCGCCCACGCUCCUUUAAAUUGUGAUGAUGGCGCCUUACUUCCUGACGCCUAUUUACACUUGGCUAACUUUUAAAACAAGGAACAGGGAAUGGGGAAUCUUAAAAUGAGGAAUCUUUAAGAGCGAGAAUCUCUAAAAAGGAGAAUCUUUUAAAGCGUGGAAUGAAAUCGACCAAAUGUAUGAGCUAUCUGUGGAAAAGUUUCUAUUUUUUUUUUCGGAUUUUACGCUAGUGAGAUCUUAAAAAUUCAGGUCUGUUGACACACGUAAAACUACGCGACAGUGGAAAUCCCGCCGCGAUUGAAGUUUGCUCGACGAAACAAUUCUGUUUUUGGUUAAUAUGGACUAUUAUUUUUUGCUCAGAGAGCACGGUAACGAGUCCUGCAAUCGGAUUGGUUCUUUACGCGGUCCGUACUUUCCUAUUUCUGCCCUCGGACAACCGUGACGCUUUCGUGAGUCGCCGAGUACAUCCUUACUUUCGUUGCCAUUUUUUUACAAAUAUAUCUCGUUACGCCUCGAGUAACUCUUACGCAUCUUUCGUGCUCUCCAAACUUCCUGCAUGCUUCAUAUCUCGAUGAACGCACAGCUGACGUAUAAACCUACUGUUUUAUAACAUUUUCAACCCGAUGGAAAUUUUUUUCCUCGAGGGAUUUGUUUGCUGACGUCAUGAGCGUGCACAAUAGGAAUAUGAAGCACGCUCGCGCAAUUGAAUUUAUUAGCUAUGUUGUACCAAAUUUAAAAGCUUAUUUUUACAAGUCUGUCGCAAUCUGACACCUGUCAAUUAGAGAGCGCGUAAGGAAAAGAAAGCGCAAGAAGAUGUGAUAAACAACGGAACUAGUUUGGCAAGGACUGUCACGACAAUGUUUUCUUCAAAAACAGUAAAUGAUCUCAAGGAAAAUAUAAUUCACUCUCAUCGACGAUUCAUUCAUGUACGAAGAUUUACCUCUGUUCAUUAUGUAAACGGCGAGGAAAGUAAUAGUUAGUUAAUUUAAAAUUUUUUGUUUUGAGGUUGUGAGUUUGCUCGUUUGUUUGCUGCAGUGGCGUGUGUAAAUCUGGUCUUUCCACAAAAACUAAAUUCGAAUGGCACACACCAACGAGACACAAGGGUAUUUAAUGCAGCCUUUUCUAAAUAAAUUCCCUCAGUUCCUGUUGUGCAAUUUAUGGUACAAAUGUCCAAAUUGAACGGACUUGGAAAGACUCACCGAGAGCGUAUAUUUGUUGUAGAACUAGAAUUAAAACUUCGUUCGCUCUUUCAUUACGAACAAAUUGUUUGAGAAAAUUCAUAUAUUAAAUGAAUGAAAGUUCCAUCGUUCGGUUUAACUGUAACCAAAUACCUCACGUUUUAACUUUCUAGGUAUUUUUUGUAAACGAUUAAAAUUAAUUGCAGACGGUUUUUAGGCCGCUUGUCAACCAACGUAAUGACGCUACUGCUUAUACAAAUUCAUUCUGAAACCAAUAUUUUUCUGUCAACCAAAGUGAAUUGAGAGAGAGAAAAGAGAGGAUUCAUAAGUUAUUUAUCGGCUUGAGGUAGUGGCCGGCGUGUUUGCUUGAAAAUGCUGCCGAGGCUGUGGGUCUCUACUUUUAUUCGGAGUAUUUCAAUCCGAAGCCCGCCGAAUUUAUUUCUUAGUUGCGCCGCAAUCAAACGGUGAAGAUGGAAGAUUUGUACCUCGGUCUGCUGCAUAACGAUCUUACUCAGAAUACAACCACCAUACAGUUCCCAAGUUUACGUUCCAGCUGCAUCUACAGGGCCAAGUACUGUUCAAUUUAUAUCGGCGCAAGUAGUCGACCGCGCUUUCUUUUGGAACCUUUAUUUUUAUAUGUGUCCCAUUGAUGACGCCUGCUAUAUAUUAUUAUAUUAUAUAUAUAUAUAUAUAUAUAGAUAUAUUAUUAUAUUUUUCACGUUUAAUUAUCUACCGAACUUCGAGCUCUGAAUGGACUUCAUUUCUCUCUUUUAACCCAUACUCACGCAACCUUCUCUUUAGAGUCUUCAAGUUCAUAUAAAUAUCAUGGUAUUUUUCUAAAAACUGAACAAUAGUAUCAUAACGAAACCCUCUUUCAAAGUAAUGUUCAAUGGCAGAUCUCUCCUCUGACGAACUGUACAAAACAUUUUUCUGUUUGGGUCUCUUUAAUGUCGCACAUCGACGGCAGAAUUGCUCAUUGCUCGCAAAUUCUUUCCCACAAUUGUGGCAGAACAUCGUGAUACCUUGGUACUGUUUGGUCCGUUUGCGUAGUGACUCUAAGUGGAGCUAGUGCAACCUAGAGCGACACAAUGUGCUAUAUCGUGACAAAUUGCCGACUACUGGCGCAAGUGUUAGCUAACAAAAUGUUUGCGAAAAUUUUCUGGAUUUUGGAAAGAUUCUUGGAUCGUAAACUGUUCGAUUUUCAUGACAGUUAUUUUUGGAUUUAUAAAUUAAACCAGGAUUUGAAAUUGUUUUCUCGAUUUGACAAACUUUUCAAAAGCAAUUUGUCUAAAAAGAUGCCGAUUCUUAAUAUUUUUUCGGAUUUGCAAAAUAUUUUUGGACUGUCCCUUUUCGGCUCCUGCUCCUGGUAAUAAUACCGAUUCUUAAUAUAUGCAUGGGCAGAAAAAUAUCAGAGGAAUGUUCAGUGAGUAAACAAGGGUCCAGGUUAUCGAAAUGUUAAUUAAGAAUCAAAGUAAAUUGAAGUUGCUCCUUUACAUAAAUGUAAUAAUUAUGCGUAAAUUUUUAAAUUUUGUAGCUAAUUUCUCAUUUGGGAAAAACUAGGUCAGUUAAUAACGGUAAAAAUUGUUAUCUCAUUCACCUUCAUCUAUGCUUUCCUUGCCGUGUAUGUUUUCAGUUUUCAGUUUGAAAUGUAUGGUCUGCGCCAGUUCCGAGUCAUGGGAUAAAUGCGAAGGAAUAAGCAUGACCUGCGUGGCUUCGACGGCCGAUCAAUGUGUGAAAGUCUACUAUAGAACUGGUUCAACCGAGGUGUUCCAGAAAAUGUGCGGAAGCGAUGCUUUCUGUGAUGAAAAAACCAACCCUACUUGUAAAGACGCCAGUGGAUCCUUUGAGUGUAAAAUCAACUGCUGCACAGGCGACGACUGCAAUGCUGGCGCAGCAACCCGCAUCAGCGGUAUUCUCUUGUUGUCAUGCGCCCUGGCCUCUCUGAUGAUCUUUUUCAAAGCCUGAGACUUGACUGAGGUUGAGGUCCAGUACAGUUCAUGAUCUGAGGCUGCAACUAGUUAUACGCUUUAUUGAAGUACGUCAGUAGUGAAUUAGGAGAGAACGUCUUGCUUAUAGGACAUAGUAGUCGUCCAUAGAACUAUCUUCGUGAGUCGGAGAUGAAGUCAGGCCGAUUUACACCUACAAGAAGGGAUGCUAGUCCAUCAUAGUCACGUACUGCAUGUGCUUAUUAGUUUAAGUAAAAGGGGCUUUUUAAAUUUUGUUAAAUGAUGCAGCUCUGGGAAAUAAAACGUUGUCUCUAACUACUUCUUCUUCAAGAUCCUCUGAUUUAAUCAGCACUAAGCGUUACAGGAAUCAUUUGGCUAAAAAUUCUACUAAUCCUCCAUACUGCAGCGAAAUAAACAAAAGCUUAUGUGUAGGUACACUGCCUGUAAGAGUAACCCGUAACACGAUAAAUAUCAUUAUCUUGACAAUUAAAUUU